GCUAGCAUGACGCAGCAGAUACAUAUAAAUACACCAUUCAGCGCUUGAGAGCCCCGAGGUUUCGUAGUGCGCGAGGUCGAGCGGCCGUUGACCUUCCAUUCUUUCACCGCGGCGGAAACAUGGCGCUGACUGGUCUGGAAAAGGUGCUGGUGUGGCUCCUGAAGGUGGUCACGGGAAUCCUUUUAAUGAUUUUCCAGUUUUUCUCCCCGCGGAGACCCGAUGAGACCGAGAGGAAGCUCCCGCCCGUCAGUAACCCGCUGCUGCUCUUGUCAGCGAUGCAGCUCGCUAAGAAGAUCCGAAGAAAAGAGGUGUCUAGCGUGGAGGUGGUGCAGGCUUACGUCGACAGGAUUCAGGAAGUCAACCCUUUGGUGAACGCGGUUGUCAAAGACAGGUUUGCCGCUGCCCUCCAGGAGGCGGCCCAGGUUGAUAAACUGAUCGAGGAGGAAACUGGAGGAGAGGAGGUGCUGGAGGACCGACUGCCUUUACUGGGUGUCCCACUGUCUGUCAAAGAGGCCUUUGCCCUCCAGGGCAUGCCCUUUACCACAGGGCUGAUCUCCAGACGAGGCGUCGUGGCCACCGUCGACGCUCCACCGGUGGCCCUGCUGAAGAGAGCGGGGGCCAUACCGCUGGGCGUCACCAACACCAGUGAGCUGUGCAUGUGGUUAGAGUCCCACAACCACCUGUACGGCAUCACCAAGAACCCGUACAACCUGGAGAGGAUACCGGGGGGAAGCUCAGGUGGAGAGGGCAGUCUACUGGGAGCAGCUGGUUCAGUCAUUGGCAUUGGUGCAGACAUCGGCGGCAGCAUCCGGAUGCCCUGUUUCUUCAAUGGUGUAUUUGGCCAUAAGACCACUCCUGGGGUCGUGUCCUGUGAGAACCAGCACCCUAAUUUCUCUGGCAGACAGGAGGAGUACCUCAGCACUGGUCCCAUGUGCCGCUAUGCUGAGGACUUGCUGCCCAUGCUCAAGAUCAUGGCGGGACCCAACGCUAACAUGCUGUCCUUAAACACGAAGGUCGACCUAAAAAAGCUGCGGUUCUUCAGCAUCCCUCACGCUGGCAGCAAUCCCCUGUUGAGCCCCGUCAGCAAAGAGCUCCUUGACAUUCAGAGGAAGGUGGUGGCGCGUCUGGAGGCUGACCUUGGUGUGAAAGUCCAAGAAGUGCGUUUCCCAGAGCUCCGCUAUAGCUUUCAGAUCUGGGACACUUACAUGGGCCUCCCUGACUAUGAGGGCAAACCUAUUGUGCCAUUUGCUACACUGAUGGGGGAUUCGGGACCACCCAAGUGGCCUCUGUGGGAGCUGCUGAAACGGAUGAUGGGAAAAUCAGAUCAUACCAUGCCUGCCAUUUUAGUGGGUCUGAUGGAGAUGAUUAAGCCAUCCAAACCCUCAGCCUUCAUCAUCCAGCAGAAGGAGAAGCUGCAGAAGGAGGUGGAGGAGCUGCUGGGAACCGACGGCGUUUUCUUUUACCCAUCUCACACCAGAGUGGCACCCAGACACCACCACCCCCUCUUUAGAAUAUAUGACUUUGCCUAUACUGGUAUAAUCAACAUCCUUGGGCUGCCAGUUACACAGUGCCCACUGGGUCUGGGUGAGGAAGGUCUGCCCCUGGGUGUGCAGGUCGUUGCGGGGAAGUUGCAGGACCAUCUGACCCUGGCUGUGGCUCUCUACCUGGAGAAGGCGUUUGGAGGCUGGAGGGACCCCGGAGCCAAAUAGAAGCACACGGUCACAGCCGUUAGCAAACCUCCAGAGCGGCCCUGGUUGGAUUAAAGAUUGCAGUACACUAUCUGCUUUGUUGCUUGCUGUAGCACACAGUCAACAAGAGGUACAAUCAGUGCAUUGAAUGUUCAAGUGGAAGAGACCAAUUUUGCAUGAAUGAAAGCUCAGCCAUUCCAACAAUUCUCAGUCGUGGUUUUAUCAUUUACCCUGUUCGUUAUGCCCUGAGCACAAGCUUUAAAAAUUUGCUCUCUUUUAUUUGAACACACACAUUAUCGUGGCAAAACAUGGACUCUGUAGAUGCCGGCAGAGGCCGGACACCUUAAGCACUUCUACUUUACAGCUUUAAUUUUACCUCAUUUUUGGACCGACAGCUGCAAGGUUACAUACAGUCAGCUGGAAGGUUCACCUCACUAAAACUAAUGCAGUGCAACAACAGUCCUGUUAUAAAUCCUGCUUUAUGAAGGUGAUUCUUGUUUUUCAGCUGUGAUGAUUGUUGAGGAUGUAGUUUGUGCUGCUGCUGAACUGUACUGCAUUACACAGAGAUGUUAUUUAACCUAGCCUCAUUGGUGUGGACAAAAUAAUUGAAACCCAUGCGAGUAUAAUGCAACAGUAACAGCAGCACAAACCUUUUCUCUGUGAAACUGUUUAAACAAAUCCAAAGAGGUCAGUUGAACUAGAGGGCAUGAGUUUUAGGUUGUGCACUCAGUAACCAGACAGCUGUGUGUGUGCAGUAGACCUAAUGUUGCCAUUUUAAAUCUCAAGAGGCCAGUACAUGAAAGGUUCAAGGUUGUAAAUACGCUGCACGCGCACGCGCGCGCACACACACACACACACAAAAAAGGUACAUGCAAGUAGACCUCUGCUCAGAUUCAGGUGAAGCUAAGCUAGAAGGUUGCUGUUGUUACCCGACUCCAUAUACAUUAAAGAAUAAUCAAAGUGUGAUUUGUCCAGGACAGACAGGUCCAACUGUUCUAGGCAGAUGACAGUCAAACACAAUGUUGAGCAAGUCUAAUCAGUCAGAAUACAAGACACCCAUGUAUCAGUGGGCAGGGCCUCUAACUACUUACUACUGAUUUAUCACAGAGUCAAUAUAACAGUUAAUGUUAAAGGAAGCAGACUUACUCAACAGUACUGUACAACAAGAAUGUUUUAACACUAACAAAAUGUACAAAACCUUUGUUGCACAAUAUUGUGAAUGUUGCAUAACGGCAGUUAAUUGAUAGUGAUGCUUGUUUUCUGCUGCAACUUGUUUGAAUAAUAAAAAAAAAAGUCUGGACCUUUUCUCUCAUAGACUCUCUCUCUCAUAGACUAAUCUUUGCAGCAGGUUUGAGGCACACUCCCAAGUCAAAAGGCUACUGACUGACUGGUGAAACAGAUCAGCUCACAACCUCUUCAGUGUACAAAAAAAAACAAGUGUUUGAGAGCGACUCAGUAUACCUUCAAUCUGAGAGAGACUUAACAAGUCAAAUCUGAAAACUGCCUGUCAUACCCUAAAAGAUAAUCCAGAUCAAGGAUUUUAGGACACAUUUUGUGUUCUGGAUAUCAUUUUUCACAAGCGACCCAUUUGCAUGAGCGAAUGUUGUGCCUUGGCGGAGGUACAUGCACACUUGUCUUUUCUAUGUAAACCAUUUGUAAGGGACAAUUUCUUGGUUGAACCGUUUCCUUGAAAUGCACGAGGUAAAAAGGUGAGCACAAUGAUCCUUCCCUAUACUGGAGGACAACAGGUUUUCCUGGUUUUCAACCACAAAGACGAACCCAGUCCCAUUUAAGCUUCAUGUUGUCAAGUAUCCGCUCCACUGCACAAGAAUUCAGUGAUUGGCUACAAGAAAGAACAAAGAUGAGAAGUGUCCCUCUGGGAUCUGUCACUUUAUUUUCUUCCUCUGAAAAAAGAUGAAAAGUUAUUAAACAUCUACUAGGAGCCUCCAAACAGAACUUGACAGCACAGAACUAUUGAGCUUUUUGUCACCUCAAUGAUGACGGUCAUUAUUGUUCCAUAAUCUGUCACAACCCAUGAUUCUGUUCUGAAAGGUGGAAACUGUUGCCAGUGUCACAUUCAUACAGAAAAAUACAGACAGCUCACUUUCUCUUCUUGGUAGACACGCCACAUGGUUGUGCCUCAGUAAAAAUGUUGAAAGGUUCCGGUUGUGAGAAUAAGGCCUCCGCUCAGACUCAAACGCUGUCACCCCCCUGACCCAGCAUCAUUCAGGAAUAGGAGGCGACGUUAAAAAAAAA
Monopterus albus (swamp eel) is the source of this 3944-nucleotide messenger RNA. RefSeq names its product fatty acid amide hydrolase 2b (gene faah2b). Lineage: Eukaryota; Metazoa; Chordata; Actinopteri; Synbranchiformes; Synbranchidae. The record is from RefSeq and is a predicted model, not a curated record. Bases 120 to 1709 code for a protein of 529 amino acids. The transcript is spliced from 11 exons. Gene Ontology annotation, cellular component: endomembrane system.